ACUCAUUCCACUUUUCUCCCUCCCUCCCUCUGUCGUAUAUGUCUCUGCCUGCUAUAGUACCUCAUUCAUUUAUAUAUAUAUAUAUAUAUUAUUUAUAUUAACCUAAUAUGUACUACUACUGCCACUAUCAUAUAUUCUCUCUUAAUAUCAACAACUAGAAAAUAAAAAUAAACAAAAACAACACCGCAUUCAUUCAUUCCAUUCAUUCAUUCUAUCGUGUAUGCUUAGUUCCUACCUACAACAACAACAUAAACAUUUCACUUCUUUCGUCAUGGAUGGCACCAACAACAACACUUCAUCGGUGCCACCACCAAUACAACCUCCUGAUGCAUCAUCAGCACCAACAACUCCUUCAUCUUCUCCGGCGACUACCGGAGUCGCAGGAAGAUACCGUGGAACCCGUUGUAGGAGUGGUAAAUGGGUAUCAGAGAUACGUGAGCCACGUAAAACAAAACGCAUUUGGUUAGGAACAUACCCUACUGCUGAAAUGGCAGCUGCUGCUUAUGAUGUUGCAGCUCUUGCUUUAAAAGGACCUGAUACUACUCUUAACUUUCCCAAUUCAAUACUAUCUUACCCUAUUCCUGCUUCAUUGUCUUCAACUGAUAUUCGUGCUGCUGCUGAAGCUGCUGCACAAACCAGAAUCAUGAGACCAGCACAACAAGAUCAACAACAACAAAACCCUUCAGCUUUUAGUUUUGAGGGGUCUUCUUCAAGUAGUGGAAUAUUGCAACAACAACAAGGUCAUCAUCAUGAAUAUAUUGAUGAAGAUGAGUUGUUGAAUAUGCCAAGUUUGUUAGAUGAUAUGGCUAGAGGAAUGCAGUAGCUGGUUUUGAUCUUGCUGCUGAUUUUGGAUCUAUGUGUAUAUAUGGAGGGAUUAGGUCAUUUUCAUUUCAUCAUUCAUUGCCACAUAUUUUAAUUUUUAGGUGAUAAUGAUCUGAAUGAAUCUGAUAGAAUUUUCAUAUGAUCUAAUCAGUUGGGGAGGUUACCUAUGUGUAUAUGUGAUUUGAGUCUAAAAAGAUUCAACUUUUGAUUCUGGAUCUUUUUAGUUUCACUCUAUCAAUAUGCGAUUUUCUUAUUUUAUUUUUGUAUGAGGAUUGCCCUUUUUCUUCUGAAUAAAAUUACUUCUGCAAGUUUACAA
This is a messenger RNA of Medicago truncatula (barrel medic), 1138 nucleotides long. RefSeq names its product ethylene-responsive transcription factor ERF027. The record is from RefSeq and is a predicted model, not a curated record. The transcript is spliced from 2 exons. Bases 221 to 823 code for a protein of 200 amino acids. Gene Ontology annotation, biological process: regulation of DNA-templated transcription. NCBI's taxonomy places the organism in Eukaryota, Viridiplantae, Streptophyta, Magnoliopsida, Fabales, Fabaceae. Gene Ontology annotation, molecular function: DNA binding; DNA-binding transcription factor activity.